AUGCAUGUGAAACGCAUCUUUGAUACCCCAGAGUUACCUCUAGAACUCACUCAGAGUUUUGUGAAGAACAGUGACAGCUCCUAUUCACCGUACCGCUGUCGGGAAACCCCUACUGAUCCUGCAUCAGACACCUGUCACCAUUCACGCACCAAUAAGCCUCUGGCCAUCAGACCACUGGAGCUACGUACCUUCCUCAGAGUGGACAUACCUAGACAAAACAAGAACUAGACCUUGGA
Messenger RNA from Sinocyclocheilus grahami, 236 nucleotides. RefSeq lists its product as uncharacterized. NCBI's taxonomy places the organism in Eukaryota, Metazoa, Chordata, Actinopteri, Cypriniformes, Cyprinidae. Gene Ontology annotation, cellular component: nucleus. The coding region runs from base 1 to 228 and encodes 75 amino acids. The transcript has 3 exons. The record is from RefSeq and is a predicted model, not a curated record.